This is a messenger RNA of Lytechinus variegatus (green sea urchin), 5879 nucleotides long. Its product is annotated as dynamin-1-like protein. Lineage: Eukaryota; Metazoa; Echinodermata; Echinoidea; Temnopleuroida; Toxopneustidae. Gene Ontology annotation, molecular function: microtubule binding; GTP binding; GTPase activity. The coding region runs from base 70 to 2250 and encodes 726 amino acids. The transcript is spliced from 17 exons. Gene Ontology annotation, biological process: mitochondrial fission. Gene Ontology annotation, cellular component: membrane; cytoplasm; mitochondrion. The record is from RefSeq and is a predicted model, not a curated record.
AUGGUGAAAAUUCUGUACCGGUUUCGGAGGUGAUCGUGAGCCAAAACGGAUUUCGGAGAAAUUUACAGAAUGGAAGCACUUAUUCCAGUUAUAAAUAGACUUCAAGAUGUUUUUAAUACUGUUGGAACAGAUGUGAUCCAGUUACCCCAGAUUGUGGUUGUUGGAAAUCAGAGCAGUGGCAAGAGUUCUGUUCUAGAGAGUCUUGUAGGAAGGGAUUUCUUACCAAGGGGAAAUGGGAUAGUGACUCGACGCCCUCUGGUCCUGCAGAUGAUCCAUGUUGAUCCACAGGAUAAAAGAGGGGCAAGCGGAGAUGGCGAAGUGACAGGAAGAGCUAAUGAUGAAGAGAUUACAGCUGAUGAAUGGGGAAAGUUUCUUCACACCAAGAACAAGAUCUACACUGAUUUUGAGGAGAUCCGAGAAGAAAUUGAAAAUGAGACUGAUAGGAUGGCAGGGACCAACAAGGGGAUUGUACAUGAUGCAAUUCAUCUUAGAAUCUACUCACCAAAAGUUCUUAAUUUGACUUUAGUGGAUUUGCCAGGUCUUACAAAGGUUCCUGUCGGUGACCAACCUGAGGAUAUUGAAGGUCAGAUCCGAGAGAUGGUCGUCAAGUACAUAGGCAAUCCCAAUUCCAUCAUCCUCGCUGUGACCUCUGCUAAUACAGACAUGGCUACCUCAGAAUCUCUCAAGUUAGCCAAGGAGGUAGACCCUGAUGGUAGGAGAACCCUGGCAGUCAUCACCAAGCUCGAUCUCAUGGAUGCUGGUACAGAUGCUGUGGAUGUGCUGUGUGGUAGAGUAAUUCCAGUCAAACUAGGAAUCAUUGGGGUGGUGAAUAGAAGUCAAAUGGACAUCAAUAACAAAAAGGUCAUUGAGGAAGCUGUGAAGGAUGAAGCAGCUUUUUUACAAAGGAAAUACCCAGCUCUUGCCAGCAGAAAUGGUACUGCUUACCUAGCCAGGACACUCAACAGGCUUCUGAUGCAUCAUAUCAGAGACUGUCUACCUGAGUUGAAGACGAGGGUCAACGUGAUGACUUCACAGUUUCAGCAGCUUAUGGCUUCGUUUGGUGAACCGGUGGAAGACAAGAGUCAGACCUUGCUACAGAUUAUCACCAAGUUUGCUGCCGAAUACUGUGCAACCAUCGAAGGAACCUCCAGAAAUAUAGAAACAUCUGAAUUAUGUGGAGGAGCAAGAAUCUGUUAUAUUUUCCAUGAGACAUUCGGGAGAACGUUAGACAGUAUAGAUCCACUAGGAGGACUUAGAACUAUAGACAUCUUAACUGCUAUUCGCAAUGCAACGGGACCUAGACCUGCACUGUUUGUUCCAGAAGUAUCCUUUGAGCUGCUGGUGAAGAGACAGAUCAGACGGUUAGAGGAGCCCAGCAUGCGUUGUAUUGAACUGGUUCAUGAAGAGAUGCAACGUAUUAUAGCACACUGCGGAACACAGGAUCUCUUACGGUUCCCACGUCUCCAUGAUCGCAUCGUGGAAGUUGUAACCACCCUUCUGAGGCGGAGAUUGCCAGCCACAAAUUCAAUGGUUGAAAAUAUUGUUGGCAUUGAACUAGCUUACAUUAACACCAAGCAUCCUGACUUUGCCGAUGCUAGUCUUGUCAAUGUGCUUGUAGAGCAGAAUGAUAAGGAAAAUAGCAGAAAAUCUACAAGACAUACUGAAUCAGUACCCGAUACUAGAGAGAGGAAUGACAGGCAGUUAAAGACACCUCAGACCACACCCCUUGACGGGGCCGCUCCGAGGCCCGAUGGCAAGGAUAGCGGAUCAUGGGUUCCUUCGUGGGUUAGGGGAGCUCCGUCUAACGUGAAGUCUUCGAGCUCAGAGAACCUGUCGGUAGCAGCCAGUAGUACCCCACCACAGAUGAACAGUCCUAAAGUGGAACAGAAAAGACCAGGCAUCAAUCUCUUACCUGAUGUUCCUGAUGUACCAGUAUCUAGGAAACUUUCAUCAAGGGAACAGAGAGAUGUGGAUGUUAUAAAGCGACUCAUCCAGAGCUAUUUCCUGAUCGUACGUAAGAACAUCCAAGACAGUGUCCCCAAGUCUAUUAUGCAUUUCUUAGUGAAUCAUGUGCAAGAUAACCUUCAGAGUGAGUUAGUAGGACAGCUGUAUCGUCAGAAAGAGAUUGAUACAUUGCUUAACGAAUCAGAACAUAUGGCUCAAAGAAGGAAAGAUGCUCAAGAAAUGUUACAAGCUCUUCAGAAGGCAGGCCAAAUCAUCAGUGAAAUCAGAGAGACACACCUGUGGUAGACCCCCCAUCCACCAACCACUCCUUUCACCCUGUCAAUAAACAGAAUUAUGUGAGAAAUUAGUAUUAAUGAACAAUUAAUUAUGUAAGUUUGCAAAUAUUCUACUACUAUUAUUUAUGUUUUUCACUGACCUUGAUCCUAGAUGCUCUCUGUACAUUCAUACCGAUUCAGUACAAAGUAUUACACAAACUUAUGUCAAUUCAGAUUGUAUGUGACUGUCCAGUUACAAGUGUGUUUUAUACUAGCAUAGUCAAGGCUUUUAAGAGCUUAAUGCAUGAGCUAAAUGUAGUUGGGUGGGAGGAAGAUUAAAAAUUGGUGUAUGCUUAUAUCUACUACAAACUUUUUUAUGAACUCAUUUAUUACUGUCCUGUCAAGUUUGCAUGUAUCACUAAUGAGUUUGCUUCGGAGAAGUGUUACUUUUUUUGGGGGGGGGGGGGGAGGGAGGGCAGAAUAUAUUAAAAAUACUUGGAAAUAACUAUUUCACAUACUUUCCUCUUUAUAAAGUGUAAUAAAGCUCACCCUACCCACCUGAAGAAAUGGGCGAUGUAUAAAUAAUGUGUACAGUAUCCAUUAGAAGUGAAUACACUUCUCAUAAGAACAUUAAGUUUCAAGGCAGCUCUUCACCAAAAGGUGUGUCUUUAUUUAAACAAUAAUAAAAAAUAUGUAUAUAUAGAAAAAAUUACAAGACACCAGAUUUAUUAUGACAAGCAUUUUUUUGUAAGGAAGCUGUUUAAAAAGUAUGUUUUUUUUAUCAGCAUAUUUGUACUCAAGUCUAGUGGAUAGUGCAUGUACUAAAAGCUCCAAGGCCAAAUCGAAUAAAAGGCAUCCCAUUUGUGUCAGUCAGUUGACAUUUGAAAGCAAUUUUUCAGUCUCAGUUCUUUUGCUCCAAUGCAUAUGUACAGCUGAAAUCGGAUCUUGUAAAAAGUUUCCUUUCUGUCAUUGAGUGGAAUGCGUGUUGUUAUUAAUAUGAUUCCCUUAAAUAACUCCCAAUAAGCCAUGUUAUUAUCUAAAGGAAUGAUUUAAGGAUUAGCUAUGCGUAUGUUUGCUAGUUUGAGUAAUGUCAAUUAUACAAACUGCUUGAAUCUUUUAUUGGAAGUCAUGAUUGUUUAUCUGUAGGAGCAUAUUUUGAAUUUUGUUAUGUUGCAAAACAAAGUAUUUAUGUUUAUUUAUUUCAUACAUUUGGGGAAAAGGGGAUGGGUGUGCAUAAUAUGGCAAGAUUGAAAUAACCUUUUUUUUGUGAUAUUAUUGGUCUGUUUGAUAGACCUGUGUUCUUAAGUGGAUCAGUAUGUUACUCCAUAAUAUUUUCCCAUAACUUUUCAGUCUUCUUUCAGUUCUUUUAUUAAAGUACUUCAAUGAGUAGUACUGUUUUGCAUGAAGUAUAUCCUUUACAUUAUUUACCGAUUCACCAUUCAACAAUUUUUAAAAAUAUAUGUUUUUGUAGUGUGCAUGGUGUGUUGCCUAUCUGUUAGGUUAUUUUCCCUAUUGUCAAUAUUAUUCCAAAGUUUGCUAUGCAAUUCCUUUUGUUCAAUCCAAAAUUAUUUUAUGAAUUAUAUGUAAUACAACCUGAUAACCAGUGAUACAUUUUGUUAAUAAUGAUAAACGAAGGGUUGGAAAUGAUGGAUCUAUGUAACUUUUUCUUUUUGGCUUAGCCAUGUACCCAGUACACUAAACUAAGUAGCAGACAGCUGUAUUUUUGCUGUGCAAAUCAAUAGAAGUCUUUACUUCAGUACCUGUUUUCACAUUUACUAUGAAAUAAGCUACCAAUAUAUCAUAAUUCUCAUUUUAAAUAUGUUUUUUGAAUGUUUUGUGCAAAGUAAGGCAUGCAGUGAUUGAGAUAAUGGUAAACAUGUACAAAUAAUGCACAGGUCAGAAUGUGAUCGCGAGGAUGCAGGGGACUCAAAGGGUAUUAAGCCGAAUGAAUCAUGAGGUGUUAGCAAAGGUUUUCUGCACUUUAUUACCUGAGAUGCCUGCAUUACUAUAAAGUAAAACAACACUUGUUACCUUAAGCCUGCUUAUUAUUUGUUGUAGAUGUAAAUGGGUUGGCAGUAUAUAUUUUUUUAAAAAUUAGACUGAAUAAUCCAUGCCUCAGACUUUCUUUCUGACAACACUUAGUUAUAGUGCAGAAGAAAUUAGUAGUGUCUACCUCAUGACCAGCCAGAAGUCCCUGCAUUCAUGUAGCCUCAAUCAGCCAUGGGCACACUUGAGGGUGUGUUUGUACAUGUAAGAAAAUUAAGCUAUUUUAGAAUGCUUGUUAAUUAUUUUUGUUGAGCACUUUUCAACUACAACAAAAAAAAAUUAAGGGAUCCCAUGUGAUUCUGUUAGGGGAUGUGAUCGGCUACAUUCUUUUCCCUGUUUUAUGAUUCUUGAUAGCAUCUCUGUCUCCCUGUCGGUAAAUGUGUAAUGGUAGGAUUGUCAAAAUCAUUUGAUGAUUGUAAAAUAUUCCUACAUUGUGCUUGUAUGUUACACAGCAUCAAGCAAUCAAGUGCAAUGGUAGUGUGGAACAUGUUAAGAUUUAUAGGAAUAGAAUUUGAUGGUGUACAAUUGUGAUGUAUGAUAUUCAUUGAUACAUUGUAAAGUAUGUUCUUGGAAGGGGCCACAAUGGUGUAAAUACGAGUAUUAAAACAUUUCAUAAUCUGAUAUUUUGACAAUGUAAAGCAUGUAUUAGUGUUUUUGUAUGAGUUACCUAUAAAUUAUUAUUUUUUGGUCUCGUUGUUCAAGGUACAUAGUUUUGUGUGUGUUGGGAUGGGAGGCUGUUCCAUUAUCUGUCUUCUUUAAAAUUGUCCUUGGUAAGCCCAGUUUCUCUGCAAGAGAGCCUACAUUGAAUUAAGUAAUGUAUAAGUUGUCAUUUUCAGUCACAUAUUCUUAUGAAACAGCAUGAGGCUUUCACCCCAUAUUCAUGUAACCAACACAACCCUUGAAAAACUUAUAUAGGAAAAACCCUUUGGUUUAAUUUUGCUUGUAGUGUCCAUAGCAUGUGCUUGUGUACUGUACUAAGUAGCAUUUAGACUUUGGGGGCAUACAGAUGACAAUGACACAUAUUUUUGCAUUGUGAAUCAUUGUUUGAUCACAGACUUCACUCACAUAAUUUGCUAAGAAAAUGACAGCUUAUACAAUGUAUACAUCAAAUGCUCUUGUGUGAGUCUCAGCCACUUUUGGAGUUUGAUUAAUGGACAACCGGAAUGAUUUUAUUUUCAGUGAAAAAACAUUCAUCAUUCAAAGUAAUGGAAAUCAUCUUUGAAACCAUUUCUUCAUGUACAAUUACUAUUUUAGAUUCAUUCUGAAAGCCAUAACAUGUUUGAGUAAAAGAAAAUACUUCAAAGCUGACACUCAGGCAGGUAGCGUAAAUAGAUAGAUUGUUAUUUAGUUGUACAAAAAAUGUCAAUAUACUGAUAUCUCCAUCUAGCAAACUGUCUUUAAUGCAGGACAUAUUUAUUAAAGGGAAUCCAUGUACUACUAGGAGGGAAAUAUUAGGCCAAGGGUUUCUCAAAAUGUAAAUCUGAUGGAUCGUUUUUAAUCAAACAUAGAUUAGAUUUUGUCUUUCAGUGAUUUGCACAUUUUAAGGAUUGUUUUCAAUGUAAUAUUGUAUUAUGGAAACCUCAUAUGAAAGCAAGUAUAUAGAGUGUGGAAUAA